This is a messenger RNA of Mustela erminea (ermine), 601 nucleotides long. RefSeq names its product histone H2A-Bbd type 2/3. Bases 104 to 445 code for a protein of 113 amino acids. Gene Ontology annotation, cellular component: nucleosome. Gene Ontology annotation, molecular function: protein heterodimerization activity; DNA binding; structural constituent of chromatin. The transcript has a single exon. The record is from RefSeq and is a predicted model, not a curated record. NCBI's taxonomy places the organism in Eukaryota, Metazoa, Chordata, Mammalia, Carnivora, Mustelidae.
CCGAAGCCGCUGAGCCCCGCCGAGCCCGCCGAGCCCCGCCGAACUCCGCAGAGCACCGCCCACCUAGGCCCGUCGCCGAGCCCGAGCGCAGCCGAGGCCCAGCAUGCCGGCCAAGAGGAGCCGUCGAGGGUCGUCCGGAGGCCAGAGGCAGGCCCGCUCCCGCACCGCCCGAGCCGAGCUGUCGUUCUCCGUGAGCCACGUGGAGCGCCUCCUGCGCGAGGGCCGCUACGCCCGGCGCCUGGGCUCGUCCGCGCCGGUCUUCCUAGCGGCCAUCAUCCAGUACCUGACGGCCACCGUCCUGGAGCUGGCGGGCAACGAGGCCCGGAACUGCGGCAGGACGCGCAUCACCCCGGAGCUCGUGGACAUGGCGGUCCACAACAACGCGCUGCUCAGCCGCUUCUUCGAGUCCACCACCAUCUCCCAGGUGGCCCCGCCCCACGACUAGCUGCCGCCCCACGCCACCCGGGCGCUCGGCCCGCCCGCCCCAGCCGGGCCUGCUCACCGCUGCGGCGGCCCGGGGCGGGCUGGGGCCUCGGGCCCAGUGCCUCGAAGUCCCCACAAGGGGCUCAAGAAACCCGUGUGUCCAAGCAAUAAAAGCCAC